AUAUAUAUAACCCUUUUCCUUGCCUCCCUUUCCACCCUUCAAAUAAACCACCAAAAUCUUAUCUUUGCUACAUCAUCACAACACUAUAAUUAUUGUUUUCUCAUACUGUAUUAGGCAACGCAAAAUGGGAGAGCAAAAGGAGCAGCCAAAGAAUGAAACAGAGAAGAAGCCAGAGGAUGGAGCACCCAAGAAAGACGAUGGACCCGCCCCUGUCAUUUACAAACUCGACUUGCAUUGCGAGGGAUGCGUCAAGAAGAUCAAACGCACCGCUCGACACUUUCCAGGUGUGGAAACCGUUAAAGCAGAUCUAUCGGCUAACAAAGUGACCGUUACCGGGAAAAUGGACGCCGAGAAGCUUCGAGAGAAGCUCGCCGAGAGAACCAAGAAGAAGGUUGAUUUUGUCACACCUCCGCCGAAGAAAGAGGCCGCCGCCGAAAAACCGCCGGAAAAGAAGGCCGAAGAGAAGAAACCUGAGGAGAAAAAACCAGAAGAAAAGCCUAAAGAGACCACGGUGGUUUUGAAGAUCAAACUACACUGUGACGGUUGCAUUGCGAAAAUCCGAAGAAUCAUUCUCAGGUUCAAAGGUGUUCAGUCGGUGAGCCUUGACGGAGGCAAGGACUUGGUAACGGUGAAGGGAACGAUGGACGUGAAGGAGAUGGUGCCGUACCUGAACGAGAAGCUUAAGCGAAACGUGGAAGUGGUGCCUCCGAAGAAAGAGGAGGAGAAGAAAGAGAAAGCAGACGGCGGAGAGAAGAAAGAGAAAGCCGAUGGCGGAGAGAAGAAAGAGAAAGACGGCGGCGGUGAGAAGAAAGAGAAAGACGCUGCGGCGGAAGCGAAGGCAGAGGUUAACAAAAUGGAAUUCAUGUACCCGAUCCCACCUCCCUCGUUCUGGUACCAAGGAGGACAGUUUCCCGGUCAAACAAGUUACGCUAUGGAGGUUCAACCAUCCUAUGGUAUUAACAAUCAUUACGUGGAGCAAGGGUACGUGAAUCAUGGUUAUCCUAUGCAGCCGCCUCUACCGUAUUACAUGCACCCUAACGCUCCUCCUCCGCAGAUGUUCAGCGAUGAGAACCCGAAUGCCUGUUCCAUCAUGUGAUUAACUUUCAGUGUAGACUUACACUCGGAUACGGGAUACGGAUACGGAAUACGCAUGACGUAAUCUGUAAAUAAAGAAAAAGAAAAAGAAAAACUGAUGUGCGUGUAAAAACUGAGGGGGUUGAAUAUUCCGUAUUAUUGAAAAUUAAUUAAAAGAGAGAAUUUUUAUGAUAUGGUAGAAUUUUGAAACUAUAUAUGUACGUUAAAGAGUAAGUAGGUUGGUGUUUUAGAGAGGGUGGCCGGCUGGCUGGAGAAUCCUGUCCAGAGUUUAUAUGAAAUUAAAAGAACUCACAUCACAUGAGCUGUUGUUUGUUUUUUGUAUAUUUCUAAUAUCAGAAUAAAUGGUUACUAUAUUUCAAUGA
Vigna radiata var. radiata (mung bean) is the source of this 1457-nucleotide messenger RNA. Its product is annotated as heavy metal-associated isoprenylated plant protein 6. The coding region runs from base 125 to 1096 and encodes 323 amino acids. The record is from RefSeq and is a predicted model, not a curated record. The transcript has 5 exons. Lineage: Eukaryota; Viridiplantae; Streptophyta; Magnoliopsida; Fabales; Fabaceae. Gene Ontology annotation, molecular function: metal ion binding.